AGGAUAGACCAUGGACAGUCCAUGCACCGUCAAAAAGCCCAGUCAGAAAAAACCCAGACGGGCCAUACGCUAACCCGUUCACUGACAAAUGCUCUCCCUCUCUUCUAUCAGCACUGAAGGGAGACUGGGAGAGAUCCGAUCAGAACACCCCUUCCAAACCAGAAAAGGAAAAAAGGAAAAGAAAACAAAUCCCUAUUAGCCGAGUUAAACACAGUGUGACUCCAUUUUGGAACCCGGUACCUGUACACCAAUGGAUCCAGCUAGCACGCCGCUAGGCAAAAUGCUAAUGGAGGAAAUAACUCCGGUAGUCAUGGUGCUCCGGACGCCACUCGUAGAAGAAGCAUGCAUCAAGAAUGGUCUCUCUUUCGUUGAGAUGCUUAGUCCUUUUUGCAACUUCAGUAACAUCGACGUUCCUGUACGGACAUCGAGUGAUCAACCUUAUAGGCUGCACAAUUUCAAAUUGAGGUUAUUUUAUGAAUCGGAUAUUCGGCAACCAAAUCUAGAGGUAGCAAAAGAGAGACUGAAGCAUGUUAUUACCCAGGCUGGGGAGAAAGAUCAUACUGACUUGAGCUCAGAUUCGCCUCCUAUUGCUGAUGCACUAGCUAGCUCUGAAUCUGAAAGUUUACCUUCAUGGUUUCAAUUUGUCAACGAAGAGCUUGUCCGCACUGUGUCUUUUUCAGACCAUGAAGCUUUUGACCAUCCUGUGGCUUGUCUUCUGGUUGUUUCUUCAAAGGAUGAACAGCCUAUCAACAGAUUUGUUGACCUGUUCAAUACUAACAAGUUGCCCUCUCUUCUUAACGAUGGGGCCAUGGACCCAAAGAUUUUGAAGCAUUAUUUGUUGGUGCAUGAUAAUCAAGAUGGCUCUUCAGAGAAAGCAACAAAGCUUCUAACAGAGAUGAAAAAUACAUUUGGUUCUAAUGACUGUCAUGUGCUUUGCAUUAAUUCUUCUCAAGAUGAGCAGAUUAAACAUGAUGAAAACCUCUGGGCUUCUUGUAAGGCGGCGAUUUCUCCGAAUCAGCACCUUGGUUGUUUUCUUAAUAUUGAUGAUCUUAAGGAGAUAAAAGACCUGAUGCAGGAAUUAUCAUCUAAAUACAUCAUUCCUUACAUGGAGCAGAAAGUUCGUGUGCUCAAUCAGCAGGUAUCUGCUACAAGGAAAGGUUUUAGAAACCAAAUUAAAAACUUGUGGUGGAGAAAAGGGAAAGAAGAUACACCAGAUUCCCUCGAUGGUCCCAUGUAUACUUUCAGUUCUAUUGAGUCUCAGAUUAGAGUUUUGGGUGACUAUGCUUUCAUGUUAUGGGAUUAUGAACUUGCAUUAUCAAAUUAUCGGCUAAUAUCCACGGAUUAUAAGCUUGAUAAGGCUUGGAAGCGCUAUGCUGGUGUCCAGGAAAUGAUGGGCCUUGCAUACUUUAUGUUGGAUCAGUCCAGAAAGGAAGCAGAAUAUUGCAUGGAAAAUGCAUUUAGUACUUAUUUAAAAAUGGGGCUGUCUGGUCAGCAAAAUGCUGUACGUUGUGGUCUUUGGUGGGUAGAAAUGUUAAAGACAAGAGAUCAAUACAAAGAGGCUGCUGCUGUUUACUUUCGCAUUUGCAGUGAGGAAAUACUACAUUCAGCUGUUAUGCUUGAGCAAGCAUCUUAUUGCUACCUGUUGUCUCAACCACCCAUGCUACACAAGUAUGGAUUUCAUCUUGUUCUUUCGGGUGAUCGCUAUAGAAAAUGUGAUCAGAUUAAACAUGCAAUACGCACAUAUAGAAGUGCUAUAUCGGUUUACAAGGGAACUACAUGGAGCUACAUCAAAGAUCACGUUUAUUUCCAUAUUGGACAAUGGUAUGCCUUUCUUGGGAUGUACGAUGUAGCUGUGACACAUAUGUUGGAAGUCCUGACAUGUAGUCAUCAGUCCAAGACAACACAGGAGUUAUUCCUGCAAGAAUUUCUUCAAAUUGUUCAGAAAACAGGGAAAACAUUUGAGGCAUUAAGACUUCAGUUACCUGUUAUCAAUAUCUCAUCGCUCAAGCUUGUUUUUGAAGAUCAUAGAACUUAUGCAUCACCGGCAGUUGCAAGUGUUAGAGAAAGUGUGUGGCGAUCAUUAGAGGAGGACAUGAUUCCAUUGUUGUCUGCUGCCAAGAGUAACUGGUUGGAAUUGCAAUCAAAAGUUGUACCAAAAAGUUUCAAGGAUGCAAACAUUUGUGUGGCUGGAGAAGCGAUAAAGGUGCGGAUUGAAUUUCAGAACCCCUUGAAAAUACCUAUUUCAUUGAGUAGUGUGUCUUUGAUAUGUGAGCUUUCAGGGUCAGAUGACAUGAAUUCCGAUGCAGGUAGCUCAGCCACAGAACAUCAGAAUGACGAGGAGUGUAAAAAAUUAGGGGAUUUGACCUCUGACAAUUCUUUAUUUACUUUAUCAGAGGCUGAUUUCACAUUGGAAGGCGAUGAAAAAAUUUUGGUGCAUUUGACAGUCACUCCGAAAGUAGAAGGCAGUCUCAAAAUUGUUGGAAUUAGAUGGAAAUUGUCAGGUUCAGUGCUGGGCUACUACAACUUAGAGUCCAAUCUUGUAAAGGGGAAAAUCACAAAAGGAAGGAGGAAGGCUAAGCACUCCCCUAAAAGUUACCUGAAAUUUAUAGUGAUCAAGAAUCUACCCAAGUUGGAGGGAAUUAUUCAUUCUUUACCUGAAAAGGCAUAUGCAGGAGACUUGCGGCAUCUUGUUUUAGAGUUGAGGAACCAAUCAGAGUUCUCUGUAAAGAAUCUGAAAAUGAAGAUCAGUAAUCCUAGAUUCAUGAGUAUUGGGAAUGGUGAAGAUUUGAACUGCGAAAUUCCAGAAUGCUUAGAGAAGAAGACAGAGUUUGAACAAAUUAGUGUACCUGCUGAUUCCAAGAAAGAGCUGCAUGACAUUUUUGUAUUUCCAGAGGAUAUCUCAAUAGAGAGAGAGAAACCUUUAUCGUGGCCUCUUUGGCUUCGAGCUGCUGUUCCUGGAAAAAUUUCCUUAUAUAUGGUUGUUUACUAUGAGAUGGGGGAUGCAUCAAGUAUCAUGAGAUACCGCACUUUACGCAUGCAGUAUGAUUUGCAGGUAUUACCAUCACUAGAUCUGUCAUUUGCAAUCAGUCCUUGUCCAUCAAGAUUGCAAGAGUUCCUUGUGCGUAUGGAUCUUGUCAACAAAACUAGUUCAGAGAGUUUCCAGGUUAAUCAGUUAUCAUGUGUUGGACACCAAUGGGAAAUUUCUCUGCUUCAACCUCCUGAUGCCAUCUUUCCUUCACAAUCUUUAAUUGCUGGUCAAGCAUUCUCAUGUUUCUUCAUGCUUAAGAGUCGUAGGAAAUCAUUAGGCACUGGAGAAAAAAUCUUGUCUCUUUCUCGUUUUCCUGGAAGUGAUGUAAGGUUGACUCCUGAGGACAGCAAAAAUACUCUUUUUGAUAUAUCUAGCUCACCUUUGGCUGAUUUUCAUGAUUAUGAAAGACUGCAGCAUGAAACGUCUAAUCAGGAAAGUGUGAAUACGGUGGAUCUCAUUUUGAUCUCUAGGCUGCUGAAAAGUGAUAACGCUACUGGGAUAUCUAAUCCUCCCCAUUUAUUUUCUCAUCAUGCAUGUCAUUGCAGUACUGCUAGCACAAGCCCAAUAUCAUGGAUAGUGGAUGGGCCUCGGUUCAGACGGCAUAAGUUUUCUGCUUCGUUUUGUGAAGUUAAUUUAAGAAUGCCCGUCUACAACUCAUCAGAUGCUGUUGCAUCUGUGGCCAUUAAUACCCUUGAUUCUACCAGUGGCAAUGGUCAAUUAAGUGAUGCGAGUGCAGUUACUUCUAGAAACCAAACAGGUUGGCACCAUCUAUCUCUGGAGAAUGACAUUAAAAUAAUUUCUGAUGUUCCUGAAACCAAUGUGGCAAGGUUACAAUCGCCAGAAAGCGUCUCCCCAUUCAUUUGGUCUGGCUCAAGCUCUACCAGAAUUCAACUUGAGCCAUUGUCCUCAACUGAGAUUCCUCUUCAGAUUUGUGUAUUUUCCCCUGGUACAUAUGAUUUAUCAAACUAUGUCUUGAAUUGGAAUCUUCAGCCUGUUAACAAUGAAGGAAAUGUAGGAGAGACAACACAAAUCUCAGGAACUAGCCCAGGAUAUCCUUACUAUCUUACUGUGCUCCCAUCUGAUUGAGAUUUGGGCUCACAGUUUUUCUUGGCUUCCUUUCUUGUUUCUUAAAAUGUACUAAUUUUUGUAUACUUUCCAUGUAAAUUAUUAUUCCAAUGUAUUUGUUUUCUUUUUCUUUUUAUUACAAAAAGUAGGUAUUGAUAGAAAUCACAGAGUAAGCAGGAAACAGGCUACAUUCUUUUGUCCCUUAGAAUAAUAGUGAGAAUGAAACGAUUGUCUUUGAUUUUAAUUAUGUAUUGGUACUUUUUUUGGUCACAUCGCAAUGGACCGAUUUGUUCUUAGUUUUA
This is a messenger RNA of Ricinus communis (castor bean), 4395 nucleotides long. Its product is annotated as trafficking protein particle complex subunit 8. Gene Ontology annotation, molecular function: protein binding. The coding region runs from base 251 to 4114 and encodes 1287 amino acids. The transcript is spliced from 28 exons. The record is from RefSeq and is a predicted model, not a curated record. Gene Ontology annotation, cellular component: phagophore assembly site; TRAPPIII protein complex; cytoplasmic vesicle. Lineage: Eukaryota; Viridiplantae; Streptophyta; Magnoliopsida; Malpighiales; Euphorbiaceae. Gene Ontology annotation, biological process: endoplasmic reticulum to Golgi vesicle-mediated transport; protein localization to phagophore assembly site.